Messenger RNA from Silurus meridionalis, 12724 nucleotides. Its product is annotated as protein unc-80 homolog. The record is from RefSeq and is a predicted model, not a curated record. The transcript is spliced from 65 exons. Lineage: Eukaryota; Metazoa; Chordata; Actinopteri; Siluriformes; Siluridae. Gene Ontology annotation, molecular function: monoatomic cation channel activity. Gene Ontology annotation, cellular component: cation channel complex; axon. Gene Ontology annotation, biological process: monoatomic cation homeostasis. The coding region runs from base 1032 to 11132 and encodes 3366 amino acids.
CUUUUAAUUUUCUGUGUAAAGCUUCUUUAAGACAAUGUUCAUUGUUAAAAGUGCUAUACAAAUAAAAAUGAAUUUAAUUGAAUGUAUUGUACAUAUGCCUAUAUACCAUGUGUGGGUCAGUUUUGACCCAUUUCAUAAACCUUGUGUAUUGAUUAGUAGAAACGUUUUUCUUUUCACUGAAGUUGUUGCUGAUCAUAUUUGUAAUGAAAAGCUUUGUGUCAAAUCUGCCACAUGAUGGCUGAUUGGAUAACUGCAUUACUAUACGUUAGCAUAUAUUUGCAUAUAUUUCGGUACAGUACAGGUGUUUGCUGUUCUUGAAAAUCUUUUAGUUAUCACCCCUUCAGAGUAUUUUGGCAUCUAAAGUGAAACCAUAAUACUUGCUAUUCUUAAAACUACCCUUAAACACUGGAUAAUAUCUCCUCACUAGGGGUUUGGUUUGGGGAAGUCUAUAUUAACAAUAUUACCUCUGAAGAGAGUAAUAUUUUGUUGCAUGGUCCCACAGUGGCAAAAGGCAAUAACCAUUGCAUAAGAUCUGUUGUAUUAGGGAUGCCUUGAUCCUGUCAUCUAGCCAACUUGCCCAUUUUUCCUGCUUUCAACAUGUCAACUUCGUGAACUGACUUGCUGCCCAAUAUAUCCCACCUCUUGACAAGUGCUAUUGUAAUAAGAUCAUCAAUGGUAUUUGAUUUAUCUGUCAGUUCAUUAUACGGAGAAUCUUGUAAUUGAUUUUAAAAAUAAAUAUUCCAUUAUAGACCAAGUAAAUCCAUGUGAUGUGGUCAGCUCAGGUUGCUUUACACCGGUAGGUUUCUGUAGGCCGGAUGUGGGCUGCUGCUUUCCGUUGAUUAUGUGGUGCUGCGUCUUUAAGCAGCAGCUCGGUUUCUGCCUGGAUGUCGCUGUCCGGUGUUCACAACUAAAUAGACAUCUUUAACUCCGACCAUUUUUCCGAUACACGGCCAUCAUCAUCAUCAUCAUCUUCAUGUCCCUGUGCAGAAUACGUGUGAGCUAAAGGUCUGUGUCCGAUAGUGUCGGUGAAAAUGGUGAAGAGGAAAAGCCUGGAUGACGGCGACCAGGAGAGUUGCGGCGGAAUACCAUUUCCCAUCCAGACCUUCCUGUGGAGACAGACCAGCGCGUUUUUGAGACCGAAGUUAGGGAAGCAGUAUGAAGCAUCUUGUGUGUCUUUUGAGCGAGUGCUGGUGGAGAAUAAGCUCCAUGGGCUUUCUCCAGCUCUCACCGAGGCCAUCCAGAGCAUCAUGCGUUGGGAGCUGGUUCAGGCAGCACUGCCUCAUGUCCUCCACUGCACUGCAAUUCUCCUUUCCAAUCGCAACAAGCUAGGGCACCAGGAUAAACUCGGUGUAGCCGAGACCAAGCUUCUCCAUACUCUUCAUUGGAUGCUGCUGGAGGCAGCUCAGGAGUGCCACCAAGACCUAGGACAUGGAUGGUCAGGGGGAGGCAGCAGUGGCAGCAGCAGUGCGUUCUUUCAGCCUUUAAGUAACCAAAUUCACCUGGAACGCAAUGGCAGUACUCCAGAGGAGAACGAGUACGCUCGAGCCAAACUUUACCACAAGAACAUGGCCACUGUAGAGCUGUUCGUUUUUCUUUUUGCUCCUCUUGUCAACCGCAUUAAGGAGUCUGAUCUUACAUUUCGACUGGCUAGUGGCCUUGUUAUUUGGCAGCCAAUGUGGGAGCAUCGUCAACCUGAUGUCCCUGCCUUUUCUUCUCUCAUUAAGGCCACACGCAACAUUGUUACUGCAAAGAGAAACUCUACUGUAAAUAACCAGUGCAAUCUCUGUGCUCCGGGCAAUCCUUACCCCACGGUGGUGGGUGAAUCUGCACAAUCUGACUCCUCCUCCACUUCUGUGAAGGCCCAGAGCUGUCGCCGUGGCAACUCGGUGGAGAGAGGAGGCACCUCACAGCAGCAGUGUGAUCGAGGCAUCACCCAGAAGAAGUUGUCAGCACCCGAUGCUAUCUCUGUGUGCCAGCGAGCACGCUAUGCCACCUACUUUGAUGUGGCUGUGCUACGUUGCUUGCUUCAGCCUCACUGGACAGAGGAGGGCAUGCACUGGGCACUUAUCUUCUAUCUACAGCGUCUCAGACAGAUUCUGCAAGAGAAGCCUGAGCGUCCACCAGAACCCCCCACAGCACCCCUGCCUCGACCUCGGAGCAGCUCCAUGGUGGCUGCAACUCCUUCACUAGUCAACACACAUAAAACACAGGACAUGACCUUGAAGUGUAAUGAGGAGGGGAGGUCACUGAGCUCAGAGACCUUCUCCAAAAUAUCUAUUACCAACCUCAGAAGACAAGCCAUCCCGGACCUCUCUACAGACAUAAGCAUGAACAUUUUCAAAAAGUUUAAGAACCGCAGGGAGGACAGGGAGAGAAAGGGCUCUAUUCCAUUCCAUCAUACAGGAAAGAAGAGACAACGGCGUAUGGGGGUGCCUUUCCUCAUGCACGAGGACCACCUGGACGUGUCACCUACACGUAGCACCUUCUCAUUCGGGAGUUUCUCUGGAUUGGGUGAUGAGCGGCGCCCCUUGGAGCGAGGUGGCUGGCCCACCAGUAUCAUGGGAAAGCUGACUCGUCGUGGCAGCACAGAUAUGACAGGGGACGUGGACAGUCUCGGAGUAAAACACUCUCAUUCCCACCACAACCUGCCUGACCAUUCCAACAGCCACAGUGAAAACACCAUCAAAGAGGGUGUGCGUUCUCAGAUCUCUACUAUCACCAUGGCUACUUUUAACACGACAGUCGCCUCCUUUAAUGUGGGCUACACCGAUUUCUUCACGGAACACAUAAAGAAGCUCUGUAAUCCCAACCCGAUCCCCGAGAUACCCUGUGAGCCAUUGGCUUGCUCCAACCUUCCACGCAGCCUCACUGACUCUUGUAUCAACUACUCAUGUCUGGAAGAACGAGACAGCAUUGAGGGAACCAACAAUUUUAUCCUGAAGAAUGGCAUGCUGGAUCUUUCUGCUGUGCUCAGGGCUGUGUAUGCAGUUCUCACUCAUGACAUUAGCUCACGGAUAUGCGAUGUGGCCCUCAACAUUAUCGAGUGCCUUCUUCAACUGGGUGUUGUGCCCAGUUUGUCCAAGAAAGUUGCCAAACAAGAGGACAAGGUAAAGGAGGCAGAUCUUUCUAAGGAAGGAGCCAGUCAAAGUGUAGGUGGUGCUCAUGGGGGUGUGGCUGGAGGCACAGGGGCUGUUCCCAGUGGAGGGAGUGGAGAUGGUGAUGGAGGAGGUGAUGGUGGAGGAGGAGGAGGAGGUGGAGGAGGAGAGAGUGGAAGCGGAAGUAAAAAUGAUAUUAAAAUCAACAAAGGCAAUAAGGACGAGGACUCCAUUAGCACCCACAAAUUAGCUUUGACUAUGCUUAUUAAAAUUGUGAAGUCUCUUGGGUGUGCCUAUGGUUGUGGUGAAGGCCAUCGCGGGCUUUCUGGAGAUCGUCUGCGUAUGCAGGCUCAGAACUGCAUGACCAGUCUGUACAAACUAGAUAAAGUGCAGUUCCGGCAGACCAUGAAAGAGUACGUCAACAAGGAUUCUCUCAACAACAUAGUGGACUUUCUGCAUGCCCUUCUUGGCUUCUGUAUGGAGCCCAUCACUGACAAAUACGGCAGUGCAGGUGAGAGGUCCAGGAGGGCGAAUAAGCGAAACUUCGACAAGGCUGGCUUUGGAAACAAUUUUGCUACUGGAGGGGAUAAAUCUCUCGCUCAGAACAUGGAGGCCGUGGUCGUGGGCUGCAUGUUCAAAUCCCUCAUAACCAGAUGUGCAUCCACUACCCACGAGCUGCACAGUCCAGAAAAUCUGGGUCUGUACUGUGACAUUCGACAGCUGGUUCAGUUUAUCAAAGAAUCGCAUGGCAACGUUUUCCGUCGCGUGGCACUAAGCGCCCUAUUGGACAGUGCAGAAAAACUCAAUGCUACAAAGAAAACUGAGGACAAAGAGGAGACCAGGGCAACUGGACAAAAAAGUGAGGAACAGAUUCCUGGAGCUCUGUUAGGAAGGAAGGACUUCUGGAGGAAAAUGUUCAAGUCUCAGAGUGCUGCCAGUGACACCAGCAGCCAGUCAGAACAGGACACAUCGGAGUGCACGACUGCCCACUCAGGCACCACUACAGACCGUCGCUCACGCUCUCGCUCCCGACGCAUCUCGCUGCGCAAGAAGCUUAAACUUCCCAUAGCAUGCCGUAGGACAGUACGCCUUCCAUUCACUCUCUCCGUCCUACGAAACUGGCUGAAGCGUUCGUCCUUGUCUGGCCUAGCUGAUGGUGUAGAGGACCUUCUGGACAUCAGCUCUGUGGAUAGACUUUCCUUUAUCAGGCAGAGCUCCAAGGUGAAAUUCACCAGCGCCGUCAAGCUGUCAGAAGGAAGUGCUACAGAGUAUGGCCGGGAGGAGGAGGAGAACUUCUUCAAGAGGCUCGGUAAAUGGCGGUCUGGUCGACGGAACCCAUCCAAGCUUCACCACACAGAGGAGAAAGAUGGAUGCCAUGGAUUCCCAGAACGUUUGGCUUCGAACCAGGAGGCAAUGAAGAAUAAAAACAUAGUGAAUCUUGGCGCCAUCAGACAGGGCAUGAAGAGGUUCCAGUUCCUCCUGAAUUGCUGUGAGCCAGGCACCAUACCAGAUGCUUCUAUCCUGGCUGCUGCCCUGGACCUGGAAGCUCCAGUGGUGGCGAGGGCCUCCUUGUUUUUGGAGUGUGCUCGCUUUGUGCACCGCUGUAACCGUGGCAACUGGCCAGAAUGGAUGAAAGGUCACCACGUCAACAUCACCAAGCGAGGGCUUUCACGAGGACGCUCACCUAUCGCUGGGAAUAAGAGAAACAACAAGCUGCAGUGGAACGCAGCAAAGUAUUUUUACCAGUGGGGUGAUGCAAUUGGCACCCGUCUGAGCGAGCUGUGUCACUCGGACAGCGAGAGUCCUGCUAACAUCCUGGGCUUUAUUUAUGAUGAGGAGAGCAAAAGAAGGGCAAGGAAGGAAGAUGAAGAGGAAGAUUUCCUGGAUGACAGUACUGUAAACCCUACGAAAUGCAGUUGUCCCUUUGCCCUUAAGAUGUCCGCUUGUCAGCUGCUUUUAGAAAUCACGACCUUCCUGAGAGAGACUUUUCCCUGCCUUCCACGUCCACGCACAGAGCCCCUAGUGGAUUUAGAUAGUUGCCGAAUGCGUCUGGACCCAGAAUUGGGCCGCCAUCGCUACGAAAGGAAGAUCAGCUUUGCCGGAAUAUUAGACGAUGAGGACGGGCAUGAUUCCCUGAACAGCAGUAGUCACACUCUGAAGUCAGACACCACAUGCGAUGAGAAGAAAUCAUUUCAGGAACCACUGGCUCCCAUCAGGAAGAUCCGCAUUGGAGGUUCUCGGCUACUGCAAAUAAAAGGGGCACGGAGUUUCAAGGUGAAGAAAGGUGGCUCUCUGUCUUCCAUUCGCAGAGCUGGCAGUCUGAAGAGCACCAAGAUGUCUAGGCAGGACUCGGAGUCUGAGAACGAUGCUGAGUCUGAUCGUUUGUUGUCUCAGAGCAGAGACACGGUCACUGAUAUUGGGAGCCCCUGGAGUGCUAGUGAACCCAGCAUUGAACCCGAAGGUCCUGGAAGCACUAGUGGCGUGGACGAUUACCACCGCAACAUGUCAUGGCUACAUAUCAUGAUCCUUCUGUGCAACCAGCAGAGUUUUAUCUGCACCCAUGUGGACUUUUGUCACCCUCGCUGCUACCAACGCCACAGCCGUUCCUGCACUCGCCUUGUCCGUGCCAUCAAGCUUCUUUAUGGAGAGACUGUCGAUAGUCUGAAAGAGAACAGCUCCAGCACUACCUUUAGCAAUCGUGCCAAGAAGAGCAAAGAGUGUUCGGAUAAGUCAUGUCUGCGGACUCCGUCUAUGAAGAGACGUCCUACUGACAGUAACGCGGAGGGGAAGAAAGACACAGGGAUGCUGAAAUACAUUCGCACGCAGGUAAUGAGUCUCUCUCCAGCACCUCUUUCCCUGCUUAUAAAAGCAGCUCCUAUCUUAACAGAGGAUAUGUAUGGAGACAUUCAGCCAGCAGCGUGGGAGCUGCUGCUCAGUGUUGAUGAGCACAUGGCUGCUGCUGCGGCGGCAAUGUUUCUACUGUGUGCAGUAAAGGUUCCUGAUGCUGUCACUGAAAUGAUGAUGGCUGAGUUUCACCAUCAGGAAUCAAGUCAAAGGAUUAACUCAGUGCUCAAGUUCUAUACUGUCUGGAGGUUUCGCUACCAGGUGUGGCCUCGCAUGGAGGAGGGAGCGCAACAGAUCUUUAAGAUUCCUCCCCCCAGCAUUAAUUUCACUCUGCCGUCCCCUAUUCUGGGGAUGCCCUGUGUGCCCAUGUUUGAUCCACCAUGGGUGCCUGUGAACACUGGAACUGUUACAGAUGCAAUCAGUGAAGAUCAGUCUAAAUCGUUCUCAGCUCGGGCUGUGUCGCGCUCUCACCAGCGUGCUGAGCACAUCCUGAAGAACAUGCAGCAGGAGGACGAAAAGAGGAGACUGGGCCGAGAGGCCAGCAUCAUCACAGCCAUCCCCAUUGCUCAGGAAGCCUGCUAUGAGCCCACCUGCAGCCCUCCACCUGAACAAGAGGAAGAGGAAGACGUGUUGAAUCUAGCGUCUCGUCGUCUCUCUGUGAGCCCCUCAUGUGCCUCCAGCAACUCGCACAGGAACUACUCAUUCCGCCGCGGCUCGAUGUGGUCAGUGCGCUCAGCAGUCAGUGCUGAAGAUGACGAAAACACUACAGAACACACGCCCACACAUCACAUGUUGCAGCCGCCUCAGGCUGUGUUUCCAGCCUGCAUCUGUGCUGCAGUGUUGCCCAUAGUACACCUAAUGGAGGAUGGGGACAUUCGUGAGGACGGUGUUGCAGUAAGUGCCGUGGCUCAGCAGGUGCUGUGGAAUUGUCUGAUUGAAGACCCAGCUCUUGUUCUUCGGCACUUUCUAGAGAAACUGACGGUUAGUAACAGACAGGAUGAGUUGAUGUAUAUGCUAAGGAAGCUGCUUCUCAAUAUCGGGGAUCUCCCUGCACAAACUUCACAUAUCCUCUUCAACUACCUGGUGGGUUUAAUCAUGUAUUUUGUCCGGACGCCGUGCGAGUGGGGAAUGGAUGCUAUCUCGGCUACACUUACCUUCCUGUGGGAGGUGGUAGGCUACGUAGAGGGUCUUUUUUUUAAAGACCUGAAACAGACCAUGAAAAAAGAGCAAUGUGAGGUGAAACUGCUGGUCACUGCUUCUAUGCCAGGAACAAAGACUCUGGUGGUUCAUGGGCAGAAUGAGUGUGAUAUUCCUACACAGUUACCAGUACAUGAGGAUACACAGUUUGAAGCCUUGCUCAAGGAGUGUCUUGAGUUCUUCAAUAUACCAGAGGCCCGUUCAGCCAACUAUUUCCUUAUGGACAAGCGCUGGAAUCUAAUCCACUAUGCCAAGACAUAUGUGCGAGACAUCUACCCUUUCAGGAGAUCAGUGUCUCCUCAGCUCAACUUGGUCUACAUGGAACCAGAUAAGGGCCAGGAGCUCAUUCAGAAACAGGUGUUCUCUAGGAAGCUGGAGGAAGUGGGCCGUGUUCUCUUCCUCAUUUCUCUUACCCAGCGCAUGCCAGCAAUGCACAAACAGUCCCAUGUCUCUUUGCUUCAGGAAGACCUGCUGCGUCUGCCCUCUUUUCCUCGCACGGCCAUAGAUGCAGAGUUCACUCUCUUCAACGAGCCUCUGGGUAAAGAACUAUUUGGCAUGGACACUUUGCACAAGGUUUUGUGGAUCAAGCUGUUGGAAGAGAUGUUUCUGGGCAUGCCUAGCGAGUACCCGUGGGGUGAUGAAAUCAUGCUCUUUCUGAAUGUGUUCAACGGAGCCCUUUUACUCCACCCGGAAGACACUGCCCUCCUCAGGCAGUAUACCGCCACAGCCAUCAACACCGCUGUGCACUUCAACCAUCUGUUCUCCCUGAGCGGCUACCAGUGGAUUCUUCCCACAAUGCUUCAGACAUACGCUGAUUAUGAAAGCAAUCCAUUGCUGCGUCGAGGCAUCGAGUUUUGCUGCAGGCAGUUUUACAUCCUCCAUCGCAAACCUUUCAUCCUGCAGCUGUUUGCCAGUGUGGCCCCACUGCUGGAGUUCACUACAUGCACCAGUACAGGACUGUCUAAAGGUGUGUCUGCGCAGUGCCUGUUUGACCUUUUGGUGUCUCUGGAAGGAGAAACAGCUGACAGCCUGGACGCUUUGGAGCUGGUCAAAGCUGAGAAACCAUUACGCUCUCUGGAUUUUUGCUAUGGCAAUGAGGACCUAGCCUUCUCCAUCAGUGAAUCCAUUAAGCUGUGUGUAACCGUGGUGGCCUAUGCUCCUGAAUCAUUCCGAAGUCUACAGAUGCUGAUGGUUUUAGAGGCACUGGUUCCUUGUUAUUUACAAAAGCUGAAAAGUAACAGUCAGGCCCUGGAGUCAGCAUCUGUAGCCAGAGAUGAGAUUGCAGCCAUAGCCGCUCUGGCUACAUCUCUGCAGGCGUUGCUCUAUAGUGUAGAAACGCUGACACGACCUAUGACUGCACCACAGAUGAGUCGCUGCGAUCAGGGCCAUAAAGGAGGAACUACUGCCAACCACACAAUGUCUGGAGGAGCAAAUACCAGAGAUAACCUUCACCUGCUGGAGGAAGGACAGGGCAUGCCCCGGGAGGAGCUGGAUGAGCGUAUAGCCCGUGAGGAGUUCCGCCGGCCUCGUGAGUCGCUACUCAACAUUUGUACUGAGUUCUACAAACACUGUGGCCCACGACUGAAGAUCCUGCAGAAUGUGGCUGGAGAACCGAGAGUCACUGCUCUAGAGCUUCUGGAUAUAAAGUCUCAUAUGAGGCUGGCAGAGAUUGCCCAUUCGCUCCUGAAGCUGGCCCCAUAUGACACUCUGACCAUGGAAAGUCGCGGCUUGCGCCGAUACGUUACGGAAAUGCUGCCCAUCACUGACUGGUCAUCAGAAGCAGUGCGGCCGGCUCUGAUCCUCAUUCUCAAGCGCCUGGACCGCAUGUUCAACAAGAUCCACAAGAUGCCCACGCUCAGGUGCGCCCGCCCACAGGCUCUGUACUCCAGACGACAGGUGGAAUGGGAAGCAGCCAGCAGUCUGAUCGAAGGGAUUUGUCUGACUCUUCAUCGCCAGCCGAUAAUUUCAUUUCUCCCUCACCUGCGCUCUCUCAUUAACGUCUGCGUCAACCUGGUGAUGGGUGUGGUUGGACCUUCAAGUGUAGCAGAUGGACUGCCAUUGUUGCACCUAAGCCCUUACCUCUCGCCUCCUCUACCAUUCAGCACAGCCGUGGUUCGCUUAGUGGCCAUGCAGAUACAAGCUUUGAAAGAUGAUUUCCCACUCAGUCAGGUGAUCUCACCCUUUACCAAUCAGGAGAGACGAGAGGGCAUGCUGCUUAAUCUUCUAAUUCCAUUUGUGCUGACUGUUGGCUCUGGAAGCAAAGACAGUCCUCAGAUUGAGCAGGCGGAGGUCUUCCUGCUCCUGCAGACGGUCAUUAACAUCCUGCUGCCUCCGCGCAUCAUCAGCACAUCUCGCAGUAAAAACUUUGUUUUAGACGCAUCUCCGGCACACUGCUCCACCCCCGGAGACGCAGGCAAGGACCUCCGCCGUGAGGGACUGGCCGAGUCUACCAGCCAAGCUGCUUAUCUAGCUCUGAAGGUGGUGCUGGUGUGCUUCGAGAGGCAGCUGGGUAAUCAGUGGUACAGACUGAGUCUGCAGGUGAAGGAGAUGGCUCUGCGCAAAGUGGGCGGUCUUGCUUUCUGGGAUUUCAUCGACUUCAUAGUACGCACUCGAAUCCCCAUCUUCGUGCUCCUGCGGCCCUUUAUUCAGUGCAAGCUGCUAACUCAGCCGGCAGAGUCUCAGGAGGAGAUUACAGCCCGGCAUCACAUCGCCGACCAGCUGGAGAGGCGCUUCAUCCCACGCUCACUCUGCAAGAGCUCGCUGUUCGCCGAGUUCAACAACGAGCUCAAGAUCCUGAAGGAGGCCGUGCACAGUGGCUCGGCAUACCAAGGAAAGACGUCCAUCAGCACAGUUGGCACCUCCACAUCAGCCUACCGGCUGAGCCUGGCCACCAUGUCCCGCUCAAACACAGGCACAGGGACAGUGUGGGAACAGGACAGCCAGCCGUCUCGCCAGCCCUCACAGGACACACUCAGUCGCACUGACGAGGACGAGGAGGAAAGUAAAGCCAACCCUCUUCCAUCUCCAGUUUACAUUUUACAGAGAAAUGACUCCAUAAGCAUUCCCAGUGUGGUAAGUGAGCAUGAAGCUUUCUUACCCAGCUUAAUUACACAACGCCGUUUCUCCAGCCAUGCCACAGGCUCCGCCUCUGGACAGCCAGAGCCAGGACUAAGCACUAUGCUGCCCAGUCACAGUGAACCCAAUGUGCUAGAUGAGUCCGGGGGGAUGCUGGAGGAGGGUACCCUGUCACGGGUUGCGAGUGUCCAGAGUGAGCCGGGCCAUCACAAUCUCUUACUUCAACCACCACUUGGUCGAAAAAGAGGUCUGAGGCAGCUUCGUCGACCUUUACUGACCAUCCCACGGAUGCAAGAUGAAUGUCGUGGGCGGCAGGGAGCCAGACUCUCAACCACUCGCAGAAGCAUUCAGCCUAAAAACAAAGCAGCAGAUAGAGCACAUAAUGACCAGAAGAGGUCAGUCACCUUCACAGAAUCCCAAGAAGCUUCUGGAAAGUCUCCUUCUACUACACCCACAGCCAGCUCUGCUCUACUGGGAGCAACUGGAGCCAGAAGACCCAGCCACUCACCUACACCUUCUCUUCCCUCUGAGACUCCAUCACCCUCCAUCAGAGCUGAGCAGCACCUCCCAGCACACCCACAGGCCUCACCUGUUGCUGAGAAAGAAAAGCAAGACAAGAGCAGUACAAGAAGUAGUCUCUCUCCUACACCAUCCUCCACUCCUGCCUCCAGGUCAUGCUCCCCCCUCCCUUCCUCUUUCCCCAUGCUGAGCACUCCUGUUCGGCUGAACCCGGCUCAGAUACGUGAGAGUCCGGAAGAUGAGGAGACGUCUGGGCUUUUGGAAAACACAGACACCUCGCUCCACCCGACUGAGGAGCAAGGCACCGAGAACCCUCUCCUUACCUCUCUGCUCAUACCUCAUUCUCUGUCCCAUCUGCCUCUGUCUCCUGUAGAUCUGGAUUUGGACGAGUCUCAUGUCUGAACGGCUCUAAAGCUUUGAACAGUCAGGGCACUUGUCGGUGUGCAAUAUUCAGCAUCUGGACAUUAGAAUACACCUUGAUUCAGUGGUAGCUGUAUUGUAGUGACCAAAGAUUAGGAGAGAAAACCUCAGAUGAAGAUUGAGAUGAAACCAGGUUGCCAGAUUGACAUGGUCCUUUCAUUGUGCAUAUUAGUUGGUGCAUAACCAACCUUUAACCACUUUACAACUGUUCAUUUUGACCUUUUGUGUGCUUGUUACAAAGGUUUCUGUAAAGGUUAGUUGCUCUGGGGAAAUUUAAACUGUGAUUGAUUCAAAAAAUGAUAUACUAGGGAAAGUAAAAAAGGCUUUGAUGAGCAGCUCUAAUGAGUAAAUGAAAGCAGUUACCAGUUUAUGCAUAAGCAUUAAUAACAAAACAGAGGUUUCAUUUUUGUACUGGCGUUUUGGAAUCUGCUUGGUAUUUAAGAUGACCUACAGAGAAGCGAAAUAAGGUUCUGCAGUGCUCCCAUGGUCAUAUAUGAACCCUCAUAGAUCUAACGGAACACAUCCUGUACAUAAACCCGAUUUUUCUUCACGACUAAAAGUUGCUGUAGCAGGGAAGUGGCGCUAAAGAUAUUGGCCUUCUGCUCAGAACGUCAUGAGUUUAAAUCCCAGCACCACCCAGCUUCCACUCCUGGGCCCUCGCCCAAGGCCCUUAACUGCUCAGAUAUAUAAAUGAGAUAACUGUAAUUUGGAUAGGUUUUGUAAAAGGAGUGUGCCACAUGUCAAAUGUAGAUGUAAAUGAGUUUAAAUAUUAAUACAGCACUGUGAGUCAACAUUCAAGAUCAUCCACAAAAAAAAUUAUAUACAGAUAUAUAUCUAUAAACUUGUAGCUCACACAUAAUUAUUCAUUAUAAUUUGUAUCCAAAAUAAUUUUAUUUCCAUGUGCACAGUACCAUGUAUGUGAUGUAGAUUAGCAUUCUAAAUUAUUUGAUUAAUAAUCAAAGAUAUUUGCAAUAAACUAAUCAGGUAGGUUUUCCAGACCUCAUACACACAUUACAUCCUAUAAAAAAAAAUAAAUAGAAAAAACCCUGACCUGAACGGACAAAAAUUUUCCACAAAAGACCACGUCUAUCCCAGGUUAAGCAGAAGAAUUCAUGUUACUCCACAAUCAACAGGUAUAUCAGUCUUUCUAUUAAAUCACAUGGAAUUUUAUUUCACAUUUUGUUUUCUGACAGAAACUGGUCUUAUCCUACCAGCAGGUUGUGUACAAGCCCAAGGGGAAAAGGGAAAAUAUAAUCAAUUGUGAUGUAGAUACACAGUAUAUAAUCAGUUAUAGAAUCAAACAAAAAAAACUGCAGAAGCUUGAGCUAACAAGGUGCCUGUGAGGAAAGAGAUUGUCACCAUUUGUCAAAAUGUCUGCGAGUGCAUAUACACAGUGUUUUGUGUCUACUGAUUUUAUUUUUCCUGUCAGUAAAACCGCUGCUAAAUGUUGAGCUUGUGCAAUAAUAAUAAAAAUAUACAAAUCCUACCUUUAAAGCGAAACUACAGCUUUUCUUUCAGAAACGGAGACGCCAGAAUCUUUAACGGUAGUAAGAAAAUAAGUUCCCCAGACAAAA